Molecule: messenger RNA, 2269 nt
Organism: Lepus europaeus (European hare)
Lineage: Eukaryota; Metazoa; Chordata; Mammalia; Lagomorpha; Leporidae
Gene: SRD5A1
Product: steroid 5 alpha-reductase 1
Exons: 5
Coding region: 122-889 (255 amino acids)
Biological process (GO): steroid biosynthetic process
Cellular component (GO): membrane
Molecular function (GO): 3-oxo-5-alpha-steroid 4-dehydrogenase activity
Source: RefSeq, a predicted model, not a curated record
CCGCGGGGAUGUAGGCGGCCGUGCGGUCCCGGGGCAACCGGGUUUCCCGCCCCUCGGCCGCCGCCCUAUAUGUGGCCCUCCGCGGCUGGCCGGGCAUGGAGCGCCCCGCUGUGCCCUGGCCAUGGAGCAGGUCGAGCCGCGCGUGCUGGACGCGCUCGCCUACCUGGAGUGCUUCCUGGCCUCGCUGUGCUUCGUGCUGCUGAAGCUGCUGGGCUCGCCCUACGGUCGCUACGCGCCGCAGUGGCCCGGCCUGCGGGUGUCGGCGCGGGUCGCCUGGGUCGUGCAGGAGCUGCCCUCGCUGGCCUGGCCGCUGUACGAGUGUGGCCGCGCGGCCGCGGAGCGCCUGCACCACUGGCCCAGCCGCGUCCUGCUGGCCAUGUUCCUGGUCCACUACAUGCAACGGACCCUGAUCUUCCCAUUUCUGAUCCGAGGAGGGAAGCCAACACCGGUGUAUUCGUGUGCAUUGGCGUUCGUGUUCUGUGCCUACAACGGCUACUUGCAGAGCAGGUACCUGAGCCAGUAUGCAGUUUAUCCUGACAACUGGCUGACAGACCCUCGGUUCCUCUCAGGCUUUGCCCUGUGGUUCCUGGGGAUGCUGAUAAACAUCCAUUCGGACCACAUCCUGAGGAAUCUCCGGCGACCAGGGGAGACGGGAUACAAGAUACCCAGGGGAGGCCUGUUUGAGUUCGUGACCGCCGCCAACUACUUUGGAGAAGUCACGGAGUGGUGCGGUUUCGCCCUGGCCAGCUGGUCCCUGCAAGGCAGCGCCUUUGCCAUGUUCACGUUCUGUGUCCUGCUCACCAGAGCGGAGCAGCAUCACCAGUGGUACCUCGAGAAGUUUGAAGACUACCCGAAGUUCAGGAAAAUCCUGAUCCCCUUUUUGUUCUAAGUGCGUUGCUGACGAAGUUAGUUACCUUCAUCUGGAAGCCUCUCAGCGAUCCCUCUGCAGACUGAAGAUGAAUGACCGCUCUGUCAUUUCCCUGCUUCUUCCUUGUCCUCAAGAUAGAGUCUAAGAAAACUGUUUCGUUGUGUUGUGUUAACCUGUAGGCUGACUGGUUAUGGGCUAACCAAGCUGCAGUACCAGCCCCAGGGUCACGGUGUGCGCCAGAUCAGGAACGGGGCGCUCUGAGUAAGCGCCGCUGACCGUCCCCUGAUUUGGGGCUCAGCCGCGUGGGCUGUGCUGAGCCGUGAAGGUGAAGGGCCAGGAUGUGCUCUCUGUGGCCUCCAGGCGGCGCUCUCCCUUUCCAGCAAGGUAUCUGGCACUUGGACCAGCCCAGCUCAUCAGACGGCCUCGCUGGGCAGGAUGGGACAGGUGGCCGUGGCAGCCUCUAGGGAGCCAGCUGCUGUGUCCCUGGUGGAGGACUCGGGCCUCUGGGGUGCGUGCGAAGCUGCAGCAGGCCACUCUGGCUGGGGUUCAGGUCCCCACCUGAGCCAUCGGCAUCCUCAGCCAUCAUGGGUUCUGUUUGUUCAGCGUGGCUAGAACUGGGAUUUUUCUGAGAAACUUGUUUUUCAUGUCUUCCUCGAUAUUGCAAAAUAGAAUCUUGGAACAGUCUUCUCCUUCAAGUGCAAUGCGAGAGUCUGCAGAGAUGAAGGGCAGAGAUAAAAUUUACCACUUAGAUAAGGAAUGCCGAAGGGAGAGCUGGAGGGAGGCCAGGCGUCUGCCAGGCGUAUGGGAUCCUGUGAAAAUCCAGUAAACUGGUCUUGGCGGUAUCUCCAGGGCCUGUCCCUCAGCAGGGCAGGAGCUGAAUGAGAGACAGGGACUCGGGGUUCACUCUGUGACCCACCACUGGGGCUAGAUGAGGAAGCCCAGGACACACCCACAGCUGUGCACCUGCCGUCUGGGCCACAGCCCGCUGCUGCCCCGGCACCUGCCGGCCUCCCUCCCCUGAAUCUCCCACCGGAGCUGCAGGCCCUGCCCCAGUGCCUUCCAGAGUCUCUCAGGGCUGCCGAUUUCUUUUGUAAUCUAAAGAAUGAUAACAUUUUUAACAACAACAAAAGCACCUUUGAAACUCCAUCCUGUCUGUUCCUGGGGAGAUCCAACAGGUUUGUGGUUUUGGGGUUCCCAGCAAUUACUUGGUCAGCACUAGGGCCAGAGUUCAUGUAACAAAAUCCCUCUGCGAGAACGCCAUGUUCGGUUAAAGCCAAGCAGCUGCCUCGGGACGUUCUCUGGGGCACAAAAACAACAAAAACAGAAAACAUCCUAAGAGAAAGAACAUUUCAGAGUAGUAUUAAUAGAAUAAAAAUGUGAGCUAACUUAUUAAAAUGCAAA